This is a messenger RNA of Rotaria sordida, 783 nucleotides long. The record is from the annotation of a GenBank genome assembly. NCBI's taxonomy places the organism in Eukaryota, Metazoa, Rotifera, Eurotatoria, Philodinida, Philodinidae.
AUGACAUCGGGCCUAUCUGAUGAAUUAGGUUCAUUAAAACUUAAUGAUGAUCGAGCACGGUUAUCAACGAAUUCAACUUCUCGUCGUAAUUAUGCCUCUGGUCACAAUCAACGUCAUAGUUUACAUUCAAGACGAGCAGCAACAAUUGAUCAUGAUAAUCGCGAUGAAAAACUUCGUAUUGUUGUACUUGGCGCUACUAAAGUUGGUAAAACAUGUUUAUGUCAACAAUUUUUACAAGAAAAAUUUGUAACUGAUCAUAAAGAAACUGUUGAUGAAAUGUAUAGUGCAGAAAUUGCACUUGCCGAUCGUCAUAUUAUAUUGGAGAUAUUAGAUACAGCUGGUAUUGAUGAAUUUCCAGUUAUGAGACGUCUUGCUAUAGCUCGUGGAGAUGCAUUUCUUAUUGUUUAUGCUGUUAAUGAUGCAUAUUCAUUUGAUAUAGCUCAAAAAAUGCGUCAACUUGUUCUUGAAGUAAAAAAUGACUUAACACCAAAUUCUAUACCAAUGGUUAUUGUUGGAAAUAAAUGUGAUGUUGAUAUUAAUUUACGUGAAGUAAAUCAAGACUAUGUUAACAAUAUUGUACGUGAUCAAUGGUCAACAGAUCAUAUUGAAACAACAUGUCAUGAACGUGAAUCUGUACUUAAUGCCUUCCAACGUCUGUUGAAUAUGGCUAAUAUUAGUAUAGCACAUAAUCCUGAUUUAACACGUCGUUCAUCCGAUCCAAAUUUAUCUGCCCACAAAGAACAACGCAGCAAUCAUAAACGACAAAGUUGUGCACAACAAUAA